GUCGGCAUACCUCUCCGACAAAAACCAAACCGAAAAUAUCUUAUUUCCCCCGUCUAUCACUUUUGGUCGGCGAUUCAGAUCGUCGCGACAACCUCUGUAGUGUUUUUCUUACUAGAGAUUUAUAUCGUUAGAUAAGCUAGGGUUUCCUGAUAUAAUCGGUAAAGGUUCACACUUUAUGUUGGAUUCCAUCCAUAUGGGUAGGCACGAUGGUUCCUCCGAGGAAGACGAGAGAGUGAGAAGAAGUGAUAGAGAGAGGGGUCAUAGGGGUAGUAAUACUAGGGUCACAGCUGAUAAGCCUUCUGAUGAUAGGCAAAAAAGUAGGAGUGAAAGCGAGAGGAAACAAGAAGGUCUCUUAAAGAGAGAUUGGUCUGAUAGUCAAAGAGACAAGCUGAGAAACGAAGAGAAGAGUGAAGUUGCGAAGCCCAAGUUACCAGAACUCAACCCGUCUGAUAGCAAUGCUAUGGCUUUGGGCAAAACCGGUGGAGUUUAUAUCCCUCCGUUCAAGCUAGCACGGAUGAUGAACGAGGUGGAGGACAAGAGCAGCGUAGAGUAUCAGCGUCUUACAUGGGACGCUCUCCGUAAAAGUAUCAACGGGCUGGUGAAUAAGGUUAACGCAAGCAACAUCAAGAACAUUAUCCCUGAGCUGUUUGCUGAGAAUCUCAUCAGAGGAAGGGGGCUUUUCUGCCGUUCGUGUAUGAAGUCUCAGAUGGCGUCUCCUGGGUUUACCGAUGUCUUUGCAGCUUUGGUCGCUGUUAUCAACGCCAAGUUCCCAGAAGUUGCUGAGCUUUUGUUGAAAAGAGUCGUUUUGCAGCUGAAGAGAGCUUAUAAGCGUAACGACAAGCCUCAACUGCUAGCUGCUGUGAAGUUUAUAGCACAUCUAGUAAACCAGCAAGUCGCUGAGGAGAUCAUUGCGCUUGAACUAGUCUCUUUACUUCUGGAAACUCCGACUGAUGACAGUGUCGAGGUGGCCGUUGGAUUCGUGACAGAGUGUGGUGCGAUACUCCAGGAUCUUACACCAAAAGGAUUGCAUGGAAUUUUUGAGAGGUUUCGUGGUAUACUGCACGAAGGAGAUAUAGAUAAGAGAGUUCAGUAUUUGAUUGAAGGGCUCUUUGCUAUUAGGAAAGCGAAGUUUCAGGGACAUCCAGCUGUUCGUCCGGAGCUAGAUCUUGUGGAAGAAAAAUAUUCGCACGAUGUAUCUCUUAAUGAUAAAAUAUCUCCUGAUACCUCUCUAGAUGUCUUCAAACCUGAUCCUGACUUCAUUGAGAACGAGAAGAAGUACGAGGCGCUGAAGAAGGAGUUACUUGGUGAGGAUGAGUCUGAGGAUGAAGACGGCUCUGAUGCUAGCUCAGAGGAAGAUGGGUCUGAUGAAGAAGAAGAUGAAGAACAAAUGAGGAUAAGAGAUGAGACAGAGACAAAUCUUGUUAAUCUUAGGAGGACAAUAUACCUGACCAUUAUGUCCAGCGUCGAUUUUGAGGAAGCUGGUCACAAGUUACUUAAAAUUAAACUUGAACCUGGUCAAGAGAUGGAACUGUGCAUAAUGCUUCUGGAGUGUUGCUCUCAGGAGAGAACGUAUCUGCGCUACUACGGUUUGUUGGGUCAGCGUUUCUGUAUGAUCAACAAGAUUCACCAAGAGAAUUUCGAGAAGUGUUUCGUUCAGCAGUACUCUAUGAUUCACCGUCUUGAAACGAACAAGCUGCGUAACGUGGCUAAGUUUUUCGCUCAUUUACUGGGCACAGAUACUCUUCCAUGGCAUGUGCUUGCCUAUAUUCGUUUAACCGAGGAGGACACUACUUCAUCUUCCCGUAUCUUCAUUAAGAUCCUUUUCCAGGAAUUGUCAGAGCACUUGGGGAUUAGGCUGCUUAAUGAGAGGCUUCAGGAUCCAACAAUGCAGGAGUCACUUGAAUCCAUCUUCCCUAAAGACAAUCCAAAGAACACUAGGUUUGCAAUCAACUUCUUUACCUCCAUUGGUCUUGGAGGGAUCACCGAGAGUCUCAGAGAGUAUCUGAAGAACAUGCCACGCCUCAUCAUGCAACAACAGAAGCAAGUUGCGGAGUCAGAAUCAUCGUCUGGAUCAGACAGUUCCGAGUCUGAUUCUGAUACUGAUUCAUCUUCUUCUUCUAGUUCGGAUGAAAGCGACAGAGAGAAGAGGAAGCGAAGAAGAAGAGCUUGAGAGGUUGUAUUGUCAAGUCAUUUCUACCAAAAAUUCUUCAGAUUUUUGAAUCUUGGUUUGGUUAUCCAACUAGAGUAAACAUGAGAGAACUCAAUGAGCAAGCAUCUGGAUCUGUUAUUGGAUAAGUUGAUGAACAAAGACUACAAGAGACUACACUAGCUAGACAACCAAGGUUGAACUGAAAUUUUUUCUUCGCUUAUUGUCAGUUAAAAAGACCCUUGUUAUUUACAAAUUGAUCUUUAUUUAUACAACAUAAGAAGUAUACAACAACAUCAUAUGUAAGCUGCAGGUUCUCCGAGGUGGUUGCAUGAUUUUUUUGUUUUGAUUUUCAAAAGCAAUGUAACAACUCAGUGUAAUUCUUGCCUCAGUUCCUAUUCAAACUGGUUUGCCUUUUGCUCA
Molecule: messenger RNA, 2569 nt
Organism: Brassica napus (rape)
Lineage: Eukaryota; Viridiplantae; Streptophyta; Magnoliopsida; Brassicales; Brassicaceae
Product: pre-mRNA-splicing factor CWC22 homolog
Exons: 7
Coding region: 176-2170 (664 amino acids)
Biological process (GO): mRNA splicing, via spliceosome
Cellular component (GO): catalytic step 2 spliceosome
Molecular function (GO): protein binding; RNA binding
Source: RefSeq, a predicted model, not a curated record